UUCGAACGGUGUGUACAAUGCGUUUGUAAGAUUUCUUCCUUAUGAGGUCGCAGUUUGGUGAACUCUUUUCAAUAACUUGGUUCAUGUGACUCAAGAAGUUAAACAAGUAAAAAAGAUGACAGACGAACGUGAAGGAGGCGACAUAACUGCCGCAGACAUGAUACCUCCCCUGACUGAACCAUCCCAGAUCCAGCAGUAUUUCGAUGGGACAACGGUAUUCUUAACGGGUGCCACAGGAUUUUUAGGGAAAUUGAUAACGGAAAAAUUAUUGAGAUCCUGUCCGGAUUUGAAGAAAUGUUACAUUAUGAUUCGCCAGAAAAAAGGGAAAACUGCGGAGCAACGGCUGGAAGAAAUGUUUGAUGGAGUGUUGUUUGAUCGAUUAAGAAGGGAGAAUUCAAAGGCCUUUGAUAAAGUAAGCAUGAUUUACGGCGAUCUGGUUGAACCCAAUUUGGGACUAUCGGAAGAAGACAAACAAAGAAUUUUGGCAGAAGUUAACUGCAUCUUUCAUGUUGCUGCGACCGUAAGAUUCGAUGAAAAGAUUCGGGUGUCCACAUACAUAAAUAUUAGAGCCACAAGAGACUUGUUACGUAUGGCCAAAGACAUGAAGAACCUCAAGUCUUUCAUCCACGUAUCCACAGCAUAUUCCCAUUGUCCCAGAAAAGAAAUCGACGAGCAAUUUUACGAGCCUCCCAUUACAGCCGAUAAACUUUUGAACGUUGUCGAAUCACUAGACGAUGAAACCCUUACAGCAAUCACCCCCGCACUUCUAGGUCAGUUUCCCAACACUUACGUCUAUACCAAAGCUAUAGCCGAAGACGUUGUCAAAAAGGAGGGUGCAGGACUUCCGGUUGCUAUGAUAAGGCCUUCCAUAGUUCUUGCUACUUCAAAGGAACCAGUGGCAGGAUGGAUUGAUAACCUGUACGGAGCUACGGGGAUAAUUGUGGGUGCAGCUCUGGGGUUGAUACGAACUCUGCACUGUGACCCGGAGAAACUGGCAGACAUGGUGCCGGCCGAUAACGUUAUCAAUUGUGCCAUUGCGGCCGCAUGGGAUGUUGGAAAACGAAAAUGUCUUAAUAACAAUGUGGAAAGUAAUUUUCAAGAAAACGAAGUUGAAGAAAACGGAGUUGCUGUAUACAACUACGUAUCGUCACCAGAAAAACCCAUAAGAUGGAAAGAGUGGAAAAGAUUAGGAGAAAAACAUGGUCCCGCCGUACCUUCCCCUUUGUUAGUAUGGCACUACUGCUUUUUCCUUAAUUCUAACUAUUACAUACACUGGCUCUGUUUGAUACUCCUCCAAAGAAUUCCAGCCUACAUAGUCGACUUUUUGGCCUACUGCGUAGGUAAAAAACCCAUGUUAGUUAAAGGGUACCAAAAGAUCGAAAAAUUCCUAAACGUCAUUUCGUAUUUCGCUACAAGGACAUGGUUAUUCCGAAACAAAAACACCAGAAACCUGUGGACUAAACUGAACGAAGAAGAUCAAAAGUUGUUCAUGUUCGAUAUGGGACGGUUCGAAUGGGACUCGUAUUUUUAUACGUAUAUAAGGGGGGGACGGGUGUAUCUCCUUAAAGACCCCCUUGACACGAUACCCCAGGGCCGAGUGAAAUAUUACAAACUUAAACUAGCCCAUUACACCCUAGUGACAGUGCUCGCGUUGAUCUUCCUCAAGUUAAUUUUGGUUUUGUGGAAUUUGAUUUUUUGAAACUUUAGUUUUUUACGUUUUUAUAUAUAUAUGUUAUAAUG
This is a messenger RNA of Agrilus planipennis (emerald ash borer), 1740 nucleotides long. Its product is annotated as fatty acyl-CoA reductase 1. The record is from RefSeq and is a predicted model, not a curated record. Bases 116 to 1699 code for a protein of 527 amino acids. Gene Ontology annotation, molecular function: alcohol-forming very long-chain fatty acyl-CoA reductase (NADP+) activity. Lineage: Eukaryota; Metazoa; Arthropoda; Insecta; Coleoptera; Buprestidae. The transcript is spliced from 9 exons. Gene Ontology annotation, cellular component: peroxisome. Gene Ontology annotation, biological process: long-chain fatty-acyl-CoA metabolic process.